Molecule: messenger RNA, 3135 nt
Organism: Diplodia corticola
Lineage: Eukaryota; Fungi; Ascomycota; Dothideomycetes; Botryosphaeriales; Botryosphaeriaceae
Product: ankyrin repeat protein
Exons: 7
Coding region: 1-3135 (1044 amino acids)
Molecular function (GO): protein binding
Source: RefSeq, a predicted model, not a curated record
AUGGCAGAGAUCGGGACUGUAGCUGCUGCUGCUCAGCUUGCCGGUUACGGUAUCAAAGCCGUGAUGGUAUGCGCAAGACUCUACCAGCAGCUUCGCGAUGCGUCGCAGGAAGUCCAGUGCAAAACAUCCAAUAUUCGUCAUGCAGAAGCGCUCAUCAGAAACAUCAAGGGGAGUCUUGACUCGGUGGGGCCGGGCAGUGUCUCCAGCAUCAUAUCUCCUGGAGCGUUGAAAGAGGCCAACGAUCUGGUGCAAGCGUGGUUGAUUCGAGCUGAGUAUCUUUCUGCCUUGUUGGACGGCCUCACUGUCGCACCAAGAGAUGCCAUAUUGAAGAAGGGCCUGAAAAGAGCCAGGUCGCUUCAGAUACAAGGGGAAUUGGAUGCUCAGUUUGAGGAGCUUGACAAGCUUGCACGAACAUUGGAUCUGUGGCACUCUCACCAGAACAUACGCUUUUGGCAACAGCAGCUGAGUACUUCAAGCACUACGCAGGCGAGUCUCCAGACUUUGCAAAAGCAGGUCGAGGAGUGCAACGUUUCAAUCCAGGCCAUGGUGCAGAGCCUUCCGCAAAUCAACCGCCUCAAUAUGGAGCUCCCUGUCCGCCACUGCGUCACCAUCAACUGCAUUCUGAUGCUUCUAUCUCAAGAGCGUCGUAUGCAUUGGGAAUGUGCAGCUGUUUUCGAAGUCCGGCCGGCACUGGUGCGAAGAGAGACUUCUUCGUCGGUCCACUCACGUUCUUCUAUCAAUCUGACGCGCAUAGCGGCAAAUGUCCCCUCAGAAGAGCCCCGCACUGGGCUCAACGUCACCCUGGCCUUCCGAAGCAUAAGCGGCGGUCUUGUUUUCCAGCUCUCGCCACAGAUUGUAGCAACUCGAAUCGUCGACCCCAAGGCUUCUCCUGCAUUUUUGUCUCUUGCGCAAAUGGGCGAGAACUUGUGCAAAGCUACGGGCAAACGUUCCACGGGUGAAGAUUGGUGGCUGAGCAGCUUGGCUUGCCAACGGCCGGACGGACAAUACUCGGAGCACAUUGGAAGGGUGCAGGCUGUGCUAAGGGAUAUCUAUCACAAGCUGGAGUACAACUUCGGAGCCGGUCUCGCCUCGGCAAGAGAUGAGGACGAAAAUGGAUCAACCCUACUACAUGAGUUCGUCCGAUACAUUUCGCCUGUUUGGUACAUUCAGAGUGAAGUCUAUGAUACGCUGGCAAGCAUCGUGAGACUACUCAUUUCCCAUGGUAUCGAAGUCAAUGCAAGAACGCUGUACAGACCGAUGAAGACAUACACCGCGCUCGAUGCUUGCUUCUUCGAUGCCGCGGGAGUAGAAGGAUUCAAAUCCUGCCACAUGCUCGGCCUCUCGAAAAUCGAUCGACUGAUCUCCAGCCAUGGCGGGGAGAUCACCAGAUCGAAGCUUGGACCCGGCUUCCCAUGUGAAAUGCGCGUUAUCUUGAAUAAUCCCGACAUCGGAGUGGAAUACGGCUGUUCUCCCCUUGGCCUUGCAGUCAUACGACGCAGUCUCGCAAUGGUCAAACAGCUUGUUGCACGAGGUAUUGAAAUCGACGGAAGGCCCGAUGACCCUCAUUCUCCGCUCUCUUUUACACUCGGCUGGCCCGAGGGGAUGAGGUUCUUGCUCGAAUCAGGAGCCGAUCCAUCUACAGCAAUCCACUCUGCCGUCUUCUUCGGCAACGCGGCCGCCGUUCGAAUGCUUCUCGAAUAUGAUUGCACCAUCUUCCGAGACUACUCGGCGCAGUACCCACCACAGUCCGCAUGGUACAGCCCAUUCGAAGGAGACCCGCGAAAGGCGCCGGUGGAUUCGGUAUUGGAAUACUCGUUGUGGAAGUACGUGUACUCGAACGACAGCAAACGGUGUCCAAACAACUCCAGCAUGCCCUCAAUUCGGAGGGCACUCGUCAACUACAUGGCCGAGUCGCGGAGGAAACUGGCAAAGCUGGCACUUUUGAAGAUCCCUCGGGCAGAAUUAUACAAGCUCGGAUGGGAUGCAUCGGAAACCAUCAUCGACAAAGCGGCAAUUCCAAUCUGCAAAAGACUUGAGCAAUUGGGUAUCAAAGUCCCUCGCUCCCUAAAGCCAGGCCGCUACGCAACCGCCUACCACAUGCGGUACUUGGACACAAGCACCGCGGACUGCCUAUACCAGGCUGGUUUCCACGACCUCGACGUCGAAGACGACCAAGGUUGGACGCCGCUCCUCCUCUCAUGCUCCGGCCACCGCCACAAAGAAAGCCUCGACUCUUCCGACCCGCUCCCAUCGUGGUACCUCGACCACAGCGUCAUCCCGCGCGCCACCGCCGCCUCUUCAAACGGCACAACCCACCUCCACCUCCUCGCCAUACGCUUCCGCCACCACCUCCGCCACCCCUCCCCAUCAGCCCCAGACCCGCAGCACCGCCUCCGCCUCUCCACCACCCUCGCCCGCUUCUGCACCAGCACGCCCUCAACCCCCCUCAUAUCCCCCGACCGCUGCCGCUGCCCCUGCUCGCCGUCCGGCGGCUGCCUCCCGCCCACCCUCUUCCUCAAGCGCCAACCGCUCUCCUGGCCCCACAAGUCCGACCACCUCCACGCCCUCUUUUCCCGAUCCCUCGCCGCCGGCACACCCAAUCCCAUCCGGCCGUUCCACUUCUCCGCCGCCAACGUCGAACUGUUCGAGCGCUUGGGCCUCACGCAUACGUGCUGCGGUGGCGGCGGCAAGUGCAACAGCGUGGACGACGACGACGACGACAGAAGCGCGAUCUGGGACGAGGAAAGCGAGUUGAUCGCGUGCCUGCGGGACUGGAUGCGGCUGUACGCCGAGCUGGAAGCGGAGCACUGCUGUGCGGCUGCGGCGGAGCAGCAGGGCGAUGCCGAUGGGGGAUCGGCCGACGUCUUCUGGGACGCGUGGUGGAUGGCGGUCGGGAAGUUUGUGCCGGAAAGGCCUUGGGUGCGGAGCGGUCAGCGCGGGCCGGGAGAUCGGGCGGCGGGUUGGCGGCGGGAUGGCGAUGUUUGUGAUGGGUGGCCGGGUGGGGAGGGUCAGGGGGGGUAUGGUCCGGAUGCGGUGGCGGUGAGGGCGGAGGUGGGGUUCGCGGUGGGGGAGCUGAGGCGGCGGCGGGGGGAGUGGGAGGUGUUUGGGGGGUUGGGCGGGGAUGUGUUUGCGUGA